Molecule: messenger RNA, 1274 nt
Organism: Planococcus citri (citrus mealybug)
Lineage: Eukaryota; Metazoa; Arthropoda; Insecta; Hemiptera; Pseudococcidae
Gene: Polr1C
Product: RNA polymerase I and III subunit C
Exons: 9
Coding region: 200-1216 (338 amino acids)
Biological process (GO): DNA-templated transcription
Cellular component (GO): RNA polymerase I complex; RNA polymerase III complex
Molecular function (GO): DNA binding; protein dimerization activity
Source: RefSeq, a predicted model, not a curated record
GAUUUUCGACGAUUUUUGAGCAAUUUGAAUUUUGAUUUUUGUAUAGCAGAACUUUAGUUCAUUAUCACUUUUUUUUACGAAAAUUAAUUAUUGUUUUUCAAAUUGUUCGUUCGUACUUUGCUAUAGAAAAUAUAAUGCAAUGAGCGUGUGGAGUAGUUGAGAAAAACAAAAUAAUCGAAGCCGUGAUCUUACUCUUAGAAUGGAAGGAUACGAGUUAAAAGAACAUUUCGUGAAAAAGUUUCCCGUCGAUUCAGACAGGGUUCACCCUCAGAAAUGGAAUAUGAAAUCUUUCAAAAAGAUCGUUAAAGUAGAAAUUGUGAAGUCGGACGAUCUCGAAAUUGAAUUCGAUCUUAUUGGUGUACCGGCAUGUUUUGCAAAUGCUUUUCGAAGAGUUCUAUUAGCCGAAGUACCGAUGAUGGCUAUCGAAAAAGUUCACGUGUAUAAUAACACAUCUAUUCUGCAAGAUGAAGUUCUAGCUCACCGUUUAGGAUUAAUACCCUUGAAAGCUGAUCCGCGUAAAUUUGCGUUCAAAAAGUCUGUAGAAGACGACGAAUUUUCAGCCGAAGACUCUUUAGAAUAUCAUUUAAGAAUCAAAUGCUCCAAAAAUCCAAAAGCGCCUGCUUCAAAAUCUGGCGACGUUUCCGUCUCGCAGUAUAAAAACGAUAAAGUGCUAUCGAAGGAUAUAGAAUGGGUACCAAUCGGUGAUCAAGCUACAAAUUUCAAGUCCUCCGACGUAGGGCCUGUUAAUGAUGACAUUUUGAUUGCGAAACUACGUCCUGGACAUGAGUUAGAUGUGAAAUUAUUUGCCGUCAAAGGCAUUGGUAAAGAUCAUGCCAAAUUUCAACCUGUAGCCACGGCAUCGUUCCGUUUAUUACCAGAAAUAACCCUAUUGACUGAGGUUGAAGGCGAACAGGCUCAACGACUGAAAUCCAGUUUUUCGGAUGGAGUCAUAGAAUUACGUAAACAUAAAGGUAAAAUUAAGGCCCAAGUGGUCAAUGCGAGAUAUGAUUCCUGCAGUCGUAACGUUUUCAGAUUCGACGACUUGAAAGAUUGCGUUAAAAUCAGUCGGGUCCCCGAUCAUUAUAUUUUUACCAUUGAAUCAGUUGGCGCCCUACCACCGAACACUUUAUUUUUAGAAGCAAUAAAGGUAUUGAAAAGCAAAUGUGACACGAUCUUAAAUGAAAUCAAAGCGAAAGGAGAUGCGGCUUUUUCUUGAAUUGUUUUUUUUCCUGUAUAAUUUGCGCUGUAAUAAAAUAACGAAUCAGUUUUUUUUA